UGGACAACAACGGCUGUUAACAAUGUUCUGAAUACACAUUUGCAUCAACACAACAGCAAUAGCAGCAACAAUAACAAAACGCAACAGCAGCAACAAGAUGUUAACAAUUCUAGAGAUGAAACCGAUUUUUAUAGGCCAAACAGCAAACAUACAACAUCGUCGUCGUCAUCAUCAACGGCAGCAUUAGAACAACAAAGUCAUUUAAGACCAAAGUCUUUGCCAUUGGCCUCAAAUUCAACGCCCGCCAUAGUAUCCGCCAUUGUUAAGAAAAUUCCACCAGUUAUGGUGUCAUCUUCCAGCCAGGCGAAUACCACAAACAACAACAACAACAACAGCCGAAGCAAAUCUAGUCCACGUUAUCAAAUGCAACAACUACAAAGCAAUCAAAAUUUAAACCGACGCCAACAGAAACAAGCACUCGAACGUGGUGAUCCCGAUGGUGGUUGUAAUUUAGAUGAUCUCUCUUCUAACUAUUUGGCCAAAACAGUAGAAUUGCGUGUGAAUCCACCACCACCGACAGCAAAUAUUGCAACACCACCCACCACAACCACUACCACACUACCGGCCGCAAUUGUUGAAUCACUCAAUGCCAAAAAAGGUUGGCUAAUGAAGCAAGAUAAUCGUACUGGUGAUUGGACGAAACAUUGGUUCACUUUAAGUGGUGCUGCUCUGUUCUAUUAUCGUGAUCCUGUUUCGGAAGAACGUGGUGUCUUGGAUGGUGUAUUGGAUGUUAAUAGUCUUACAAAUGUGGCUGAAGUAAAUGCGAAUAGAAAUUAUGCUUUCCAACUAACAACAUGGGAUAAACGGCGCCUAAUACUGGCUAGUCUAUCGCCCAAUUCACGUAAUAGUUGGAUAGCAAUUCUACGAAAUGCUGCAGGUCUGCAACAAAAUCCUGCUGUUGUUAUACAAAGCAGCAGCAGCAGUAACAACAACAAUAGCAAUAACAAUAAUAAUGGUAGCCAAAGCAAUUGCAGCAUAAUGAAGCAUUCUUCUUCUACCUUGGGUACGAAUGAAAUUCAUAAUGGCAGCAAUAAAUCUAUGCCUACAACAGAGCUUAUAAUCAAAGAUAAUACAAGUGAUGAUAUGAAAAGUGAAAUUGAAAAGGAUUUCAUAAAGGCACAAAGGAUCAACAACAAUAACAACAAUAGUAACAAGAGUGUGAAAAAAUUAACAACAACUGAAACUAGUCCCCAGGUGAUAAUCACCAAUGUCAGUAGUUCAUGUUCACCCAAAUCAUCUUUAAUAAGUCCCCAGACUCCCAUAACACCAAAGACUGCCAUGCAUUUCUCUUCGGAUGAAGAGUAUCGUACGGCCUCUGAAGGUGGCCGACGCGAUAGUAUAGGUGAUUGGGGUUCUCCGUUAUCACCCUCUCCACCUGCACCCCUUAAUAUUAUGAGAGCCAAAGAUAGAAUGCGUACACGUACCACUACUCCCUGCCCUAGAAUGCACAAAAGAUCAAGAUCAUCUCCUCCCUCUUCGAGACGUAGCACGGUAGAUAGUGUGGGUUCCGAUGAACUACCUGUUAUUCAUACCGUCCAUGAGGAAAUUAACCUGAAUGUGGAUAAAGAACUGCAGUUCCGUUUGAGUGUAGUGGAAAAGGAACGCGAUAUGUUAAGAGAUGAAGCCAAAGAACGGGAAACCCGCAUGUCUGAACUGCUCAAUACCUUGGAGCGUACUGAGCAAGAGCUUAACAGUCGCAUCCAUGAAAUGGAAGAAGUCAGGGAGAGUCUCAGCACUCAAUUAGAUGAUGCCAAGAGAAAUGCCUCUGAAAUCAUAGAGAGACUAACGGAUGAACUGGAAGAAAGCCAAAGAAAAAUUAAAGGUUUAGAAGAUCGCCUAGCGAGUGGCAUAGAAGAAAAUGAAAAUCUUUACAAGCGUUUAAGAGAAAUGGAAAGCUAUAGUCCAGCUAGUUUCAUUAAUAUGCAAAAAAGUAAAAUGAAACGUAUGGAUUCCUUAAGUGAUCUAACGCAAAUCAAUGACAUAGAUCCCUAUGGUCUCGAACGUGAUUCCUUGGCGGAGGAAUAUAGUGAAUUAAAGGGACGCUUUGAAAAGGCAGUCAAUGAAAUUAGAGCCAUGAAGCGUGAACUAAAAGAAUCACAAAAUCAAUAUGAUUCUUUGGAAAUUUCAUACGCUUCUUUGAGACAAGAUCUGGAACGCAAAGAGAUAGAAGAUCAAUCCCAAUUGCAAAUGAUGGCGGCCCGUAUACAAGAUCUCACCCUUAAAUAUAGCUCAUCAGAGAGGCAGGUUAGAACACUUAAGCAGAAAUUAGCCAAGUCCGAACGUAGAAGAUCUCUAUCACUUAAAGGCAAAGAACAGUUAACGGUAUCCAAAGAAUUGGAAGUGAAAUUGGGAGAAUUGGAAAGUAAAAUAGAUGAGUUGGAAAAAACUCAUCAAUUGGAUAUAAAACAACCAAUUAUGGAAAAUCCUCAAGCUGCUCGAGCCACCAUUAAAAAAUCAUCUAGGAGACGUUCAUUGGAUGCAAGUCUAUCGGCUGUGGGAAGCUCUGACUCUUUACAAUUUUUGGUGAGAGUUAAUGAUUUGGAAAAACGUUGUGAAGGAGUCAAUAGUUCUAGAAGUUCUUCUUGUACACCCACACCCAAUUCGGCUACACCAAAUUUAGAUUCUCCUUCGAGAGCCUCACCAGCCGGUAAUAUAAGGUUAUCGGAACAUUUAAUCGAACGUUUAAGAUGUCUGGAAAGUGUACUGGUAACAAGCAAAGAUCGUCUAGAACAAAGUCUAAGUCAAUUACAAAAUUUAAGAUCUUCCCGCACUAGACGUUCAGUGUCACCAAUAACCGAACGCAAAGAUUCCUACCGUUUUGUAGAGCGUUGUCUCCAUGAGGUAGUCAAGUUAAUAAGGGAAUCAACUGAAACCUGUGUACUGCAAAGUACCCAUCAUGAACUACCACAACCCAGUGUCUAUAUGUUACCCGACUCUAGUCCUGUUAAAAAAGCUUUAACCCAAUUAGAAUCUCAACUGAGAUGUAAAUUGGCAGAAUUGCUAAAGCAAAGACGUAUGCUGAGGGAACGCAAUGAAUUGACUAAACGUAAGGAUUUGGAACUGUUGGCAGAAAGAAUAGCCUUUGAAAGUGUGUGCUUUGGAAAACUUAGAGACUCUGUAGAGAGAGCAGAAAAUCCAGAAAUGUUUUGUGAACGUCAAACUAGGGCUGAAGUAGCUGAAACUUCACAUCUAAUGUCUAUGCUAAAAGCCAAAUUACAAGGAAAAUGCACCGUAAAAACUAGCGGCAGUCUAGAUAUAUUGGCGGGAGUCUUAGCACGGCGUCUUUUAUUAUCCUCUUAUGAGAAGACACAUGGUACACAGGCCCAACAAGAUGUCAAACUAACUAUGGAACCAGUAGAUCAAAAUAUGUUAGAUGAUCUUUUACGCCAACAGAAUGAAAUCAAUGUCAUAGCUAAACGUUAUAAAAAUAACGCCAUGGAAAAUUUGGCCACCAGCUUAGCGGCUGAAACUUUAAGCUAUAUGUCAGCCAAUGAUUUAGUGCAAGGUGCUGUUCAGGAAGCUUGGCGUCAAGCUCAAGAAACUGUCAAUGCGGAAUUGGUGCAAUCUGAAAUUGCCCAUAUAAUGAUGCGUAAUGCCGAAAGACUAGAAUCCUCGAUUGCACCCUCUUUCGGCUACACUCUUACUUCCGAGGAACGUUUAUCUUUUGAGAAAUUCGCUGAUGCUGUGCACGAUGCUCUAAGAAGAGAAAUGGAAUUGGCUGUUACACAACUAACACAGUGCUAUGAGGAAACUAUGCAGCAAAUGAAACGUGGACAAUGGCGCAUGCAUUUACAGCAUGAACAUAAAGCUUCCGAAGGACGGCAAUUACUAUCAGAGUUUGCCGAUAUCAUAGCUCACAAAGCUUUGGUAGAUGCACGUAUUGAUGUUUUAAGAGGUGAUUAUGCCAACCAUUCUACUUCCAAAAUAGAUGAAGAAAAGGAGGUCAAACGAUUGGGUAUAACCGCUUUACAGAAAUAUGAAAAUCUCUUCGAGGAACUAUCAAAUGAUUUACAAAUUAAUAAUCCCGAUGAUAUACUCCUGGAAGCUGAUUUCGAAUUUAUGUAUAAACAACAUGCUGUUGAUUUUCUCAGCGAUCGUCAGGUGUUGUGUGACAUUUCGACCUUCCUCAGUCAACUGGAAGAUUCUCUAAUAGCUUUGCAAUGCGAAGCGACAGCAUCUACCAAUGAGCACAUACCACGUACCGAAAUAUCCAUUGAAAGUCUACAAGAUGUUUGUCACAAAUGCUGUGAAUUACGCAAACGAGCCGAUCAACUUCUACAAGAGGUUCAUCGCAAAUUGAAUGCUUCAUGCCAGCAUUGUUUACAGGUGCGCGAAAAGUUGCACAGUCUCCAGGAACAGCAUGAAAGUGAAAUUUUACGUUUACAACAGUCACAUGCCAAAGAUUUAACAGCUCUAAUGCAACAAGUCGAACACCAACGUACAGCCAUACGUUGCCUGGAGGCUGAAAAGAAUGCCAUUAACCAAGACUUGAAUAAAAGCGAAGAGCUAAUGGAGGAGCGUGAACGUGAACUGCAAGCAGCAACACAGAGGCUCAAUGCAAAGGAGCUAACACUGCAAGCCACCCAAGGUGAACAGCAUGAGUUAUUGAAACGCCUCGAGGCGGAAGAGGAAAAAGUGCGUUCGUAUCAGGAGGAAAGUGAUGCUUUAACAAUGAAAUGUGCACGCCAAGAUGAUGAGUACGUAAUGCUGUUGCAGGAACGUGAUUACAUACAAGCACAGCUAGUCAAAGAACAGGAGAGAAGUAGACGUUUUGAAAAACGUUUAGAGCUGUUGGAAAUGGAGCAUGGCAAACAAAUGGAAUGCCUGCAGCAGGCAUAUCGUGAUCAAAUGUUGUCACAUUGUUCGGAAUUGCCAAAUGUUGUCGAUGAGGAGUCCUUCCGUCAACGUUAUCAAUCGGAAAUAGAACAAUUAAGGACACUUUGUGAAAAGGGUUUGUCAGCCAUGGAAUCGUCACAUAGACGCACUCUAAAUGAUUUAGAGGAAAAACAUAAGCAAGAAAUUGAACGUUUGCUGAUCGAAAAGGAAACAGCCUUGGCUGAAGAAACUCAGGCUACAUUAGCUGCUCUUGAUGCCAUGCGUAAAGCACACCAAAGUGAAGUACAACGUGAAGUUGCACGCUUUAAACAAGAAUUUCUUAAACAAUUUCAACAAAGAGGCGAACGUACUUUAGAUUCAACCAAGGCGAAGGAAGAAGAAUUGGAAGAAUUGCGUCAAGAAAUUCUAUCAUUCUCCGAAAAAUAUUCCAUCAAAUGUGUUGAAAAUGCAGCUUUAGAAGAGAAAUUACGUGUUGCCAAUCAAAAACUGAAGCAUUUUCAGCAAAUGCAACAAUUGGAAUUAAGGAACAAACAGUUCCGCGCUCAUUUGGCAUCCGAAGAUCCCUCUCAAGAUAUACAAUUUGUAACGAGACCCAAAGAUGGCGAAGACGAUAAUGGUGAUGCUGUUUGUCAAGAUAGUGAGAAUGAUAAUGAUGCGAAAAUAUAUAAACAAGAAGAACUAUUAAAACAACAAAGACAUUGUAAUGAUAACGAAGAUCAAACAACAAAACAACAACUACAAGAGCAACAAUAUCAACAAGAGCAGCCUCAAGAUCAAGAAUCAAAACAUAAACAAUUCAAGUUGAUUAAACCUUUAGGUACCACUUCCACUCAAAUAAAAACACGCUCAGUUAAUGAUCUAAAUUCUCACAAUGAUGAUGAUGAUAAUAAUAAUAGUAGUAGUGGUAAAAUUGCAACAGCAACAACAACAGCUUUAAUAGCAAAUUUAACUUCCCCUCCCUCCUUGUUUGAAACAAGUGUUAUUCCAACAGCAAUAACAACAGAAACUACUUUAAGCACUAAUACUAUCACUAGCAAUACUGGCAUUUCUAUUCCGGAUAAUGUUAAUAAUAAGGAGUUAAAUACUAACAGCAACAACAACAACACUUGCAAAACUACCACCAACACUAUUACUGCCAUAGCUAACAACACCAACAGCAAUAAUAGCAACAAAGAUAUUAUCAAUUUCGCCAAGAACAACAGCAGCAGCAAUAUUAUUGUUGUUGCUGCUACUGCUGCCGAUAAUAAUGAUAAUAACACCAAUGUAACUUUACUAAAUAGUACUAGUGAUAGUAGUAAUUGUAAAAAUACUAGUAGUAGUAAUAGCUGUAGCCGUGGUUAUGGUAGUGGCGUUAGUAGUAGUAGUCAUCUUAGUACAAGUAGAAGAUCAGGCGGAGGAGGAGAUGGUCUUGAUGAUAAUGAUUAUUUAACCAAUUGUCGUUAUUCCUAUGAGCCAUGUUAUAAACAAACCAAUUUGUUUAACUAUCAGAAUAGGAUGUUAAACUUUGAAGCCUUACUACUCUGCUCCUUUAUUGUCUUUGUUGCUGCACUCACACACUGUUAUUGUUAUUGAUCACUUUUACUUGCAACUUAUUUUAUGAUCUUUAAAUUUAUGAACUAUGGGUGCUGUAUGUUUGAGAACGUCAACCAGAACUACAUUUGGUAAAAAUUUGAAAACCUUUAAAAAUCAAUAUAAGUUAAACAAUACUAAAAAUAGUUUAAUAACAACCACACCAACAACAAUAAAAAAUGAAACA
Molecule: messenger RNA, 6592 nt
Organism: Lucilia sericata (common green bottle fly)
Lineage: Eukaryota; Metazoa; Arthropoda; Insecta; Diptera; Calliphoridae
Product: protein outspread-like
Exons: 8
Coding region: 283-6408 (2041 amino acids)
Biological process (GO): actin filament organization
Cellular component (GO): actin cytoskeleton
Molecular function (GO): actin filament binding
Source: RefSeq, a predicted model, not a curated record